This is a messenger RNA of Anisakis simplex (herring worm), 309 nucleotides long. The record is from the annotation of a GenBank genome assembly. Lineage: Eukaryota; Metazoa; Nematoda; Chromadorea; Rhabditida; Anisakidae.
AUGUGGUGGUUCCGUAUCAAAAGAAUUUUCUCAUUCUAUGCAAAUUUCCAGAAUAUCACAUAUCCGCUGAAGCAGCAGCAGCCACUUGCUGGUAAUGUGGCGGCUCCUCCAGUGGAGUCAUGGAAUAAAACAGAGUCAAUGAAGCAGAACACAGCACCAGCGGGUGACUUAAGGCAAGUCAUCAUGCCACCUGAACGUAAGGAGGUCGAUAUCGAAGAGCACCAUCAGAUUGAAGAGCCAAAACCUAUCGGUAUGUUCUAUUGUUUAGAUUUGUUCAUUUCAUCGAUAUCAUUGAAUAUCAUCACAUAA